This is a messenger RNA of Papilio xuthus (Asian swallowtail), 1687 nucleotides long. RefSeq names its product leucine-rich repeat-containing protein 23. The record is from RefSeq and is a predicted model, not a curated record. Lineage: Eukaryota; Metazoa; Arthropoda; Insecta; Lepidoptera; Papilionidae. The transcript has 4 exons. Bases 183 to 1274 code for a protein of 363 amino acids. Gene Ontology annotation, molecular function: protein binding.
AAAAAGUCGCAGGCAUUAGCUAGUAAACUAAGGAUUGUAUUCUACAACCCUAUAUUCAACCUCUUUAUAAAUUAAAAAAAAAUUACAGUGACAUUUUCAACUGACACAAAGUUGUCAACCCUCACUUCUGACACAUUAUAAACCGUAUUAUUUUAGUAUUUAUAAUCGUAUUUCAAAUAAAAAUGUUGAAAUCACACUUCGACAUCAGUCAGAGAGGCGAAGCUGAGGAAGAAGUUGUAGAAGAAGAAGAAGAAGAGGCGGCGAGGAGUGAUUCAAGUGUGGUGGAGGAAGCCAAGAAAGUAACAGUUUUAAAAACGAAACCAACAAGCGCUGAGAGAAAACUCAACAGGUCUGAAGUGAGUGUCCGUCAAAGCGUGCUCGGAAAGACCGCGGAUGGUGAUGGUUACGCUUUCCUAAAAGCAACGUGUACGGGCAUGAGAUUAACCGACAUAAGUGCUAUCACUUCAUUUAAGCAUUUACAAUUUAUUGACGUGUCAGACAACUUCCUAACUACCGAAGCUCUGCAAGUGGUUACGAAAAUACCAUUCCUGGUACUAAUACACGCCGAUAAAAACAAUCUAGAAUCAGCCUAUUUGAAGAAAUCUAAAUAUUUACAAGUUAUAAUAAUGAACAACAAUACCAUAUCAUCAGUUUACGAUGUUUAUCAUCCAGAAUUAAGUACAUUAGAAGUGGGUUACAAUGAAAUUGAAAAAAUCGACUUUAGAGACCGAAUGCCUACACUGAGAUGUCUUGACUUUCGUUAUAAUCGAAUUUCAGAUAUAUCAAAUUUAAAUUUUCCCAACUUGGACAGUUUAUAUUUAGCUGGGAACAAGAUAACGAGUCUUGUAGGUAUUGAGAGUCUGGUCAAUUUACGUAUUCUUCACGUUCGUAAUAAUCCGAUCAAGUUAUUAAAUGGUUUUAUUCCUGACCAAACAAAACUGCAGUACAUCAAUUUAAGAAACUGUAAGGUGACAACAAUGACACAAGUCAAGAAGUUACAGUGUUUGCCCGCACUAGAAAUAAUAGUACUGAAGGGGUGUCCAUUCAUGGGAGGUACUGGUGAAGAGGGCACCGAAGUGGAAGAGGAUGAUAGUGAACUAAGAAUAGAGGUUUUAGCAGCAUUACCUCGAUUGAAGAGGCUUAAUAAAGGCAUAUUUACACCAGAGGAGAGGUCUGAAGCUAAAACUCUUAUGACUCAAAUACUCGAGGAAGGUGAAAAUGCGACUGAAGAAGGAAGCGAGGAAGCUCUUGAAGAAGAUUUAAAUGACAUGUAAAAUAAUGCAUUCAGUGCUACCAACUUAUUAGCACUUUGAAAUGUAAAAAUCGUAAUGACACAUGUUAAGACAUAAAUAAAUAAAGAAUACAACAGACAGAUGUUUUAUUUAUUUUUAUGUUGGCAAUAUAUUUGAACACUAACUUCCAUGGCACUAUAAAGAAAUCCGUUACACUAUAUUUACACUACACCCUUUGAAGUUAUCUGAUUAGUUUGUCUCUUUAUUCAAAUCACAUUUGUAAAAACAAUGGCUACAUAGACAAUGAUUUGACAAAAUCAUUAAUGAUAUCCAAGUUUUUCUUUAUAUGUAAAAAAAACAUAAAUAACAAAAGUCAUUUCAUUUUUAAAAUUAAAAAAGAAUCACUGCUGAAACUUGGAGUUAUGUUAGAGAAUCACCCAAUGUAAAUUUAACUU